AUGGCACGUCUCCUCACGACCAUGCUGUCAGCCGCCAUUUCGGGCUUGGCAGGAGUUUACACCGAGAAGAUUCUGAAAGGCUCCAAAGUCACCCUCUGGGUUCGGAAUGUACAGCUCGCCGCCUGGUCUGCAGUGAUUGGGCUGGCGGGGCUGGCAGGAACUGGUGAUCUUGAAGGAAUCCAAAGACAUGGUUUUUUCCACGGCUACAAUGCUUGGAUUUGCGCCUCUGUUUGCAACAAUGCAUUCGGAGGUCUGCUGAUUGCCGCUGUCAUCAAGUACGCGGACAACAUUCUCAAGAACUUCGCCACCUCGGUGUCCAUUGUGCUGACCACUGCCCUCUCGAUCAUGUACUUCGGUCUGCAGCUGAAUGGAACUUUCUUGGCUGGCGUGGUCGCCGUGUCAUCCUGCCUGGUUACCACGGGAGAAGGACCGCUUGAAGAGAGUUCUUGA
Molecule: messenger RNA, 450 nt
Organism: Symbiodinium sp. CCMP2456
Lineage: Eukaryota; Dinophyceae; Suessiales; Symbiodiniaceae
Source: the annotation of a GenBank genome assembly